Messenger RNA from Hyla sarda, 3656 nucleotides. RefSeq lists its product as uncharacterized. The transcript is spliced from 11 exons. The record is from RefSeq and is a predicted model, not a curated record. Bases 1 to 1890 code for a protein of 629 amino acids. NCBI's taxonomy places the organism in Eukaryota, Metazoa, Chordata, Amphibia, Anura, Hylidae.
AUGGACCUAAAACAAGGCAAUUGGGGCCAAACGGAACAAAUGAAAUUGGAGUCGAAAUAUAGAAUUGGUGGAUCAUGUGAAAGCAUAUUUUCUCAAGCCUCCAUUCAAAGCCCUGGCUGGACGAUACUGAAGUCAAGCAAGUCCCAAGAUGCCAUAAUAUGUUCUCCAAGUUGUUCUCAGAAUCAAACCUGGUCGGACCAAGAAAAUGAAUUUGGGAGCCCAGAAAUUGUUGACGAUGUUGUGGGCGAUGAAAUGAACUUCAGGUCCUCCUGGCAGCAAGUAGAAGACAAAAAAACAGACUGUCAGCCUAAUCUUAGUAAAGCUUCUUAUUCUAUCUCCCAAAUGGGUAAUUCAAAUUCUAAAAUGUCGAUAUCGGAAUUUUUACCAGAACAUUCUAUAACCAAUGAUGAAAGGCUCCAAUAUUUCCUGCAAGAAACAGAAACUUAUCAGCGGAAUAAAGAGCCAGGCCCCAACCUUGUCAGUUCUGAAGAAGUGGAUUCUGAGAACUCUCAGGCAGCAGAAUCGAAUGGAUCUCCAAAAAUCUCUGUAUCACUCCUGAAAUCGAUCCUCAUGGAGCGGGAGUUUAAAAUAAAUGACCUGGACAAAGAAAUACGGAAAUUGCAAAAUGAGAAUCUACACUUGCUAGAAGAAAGACAAAGUCUUCUUUCUGAAUGCGAUAGGCUUAAACAGGAUAUGAAGGCUAUGGCAUUUGAUGAAAAAAGAAAGGAACGUGAUUUAUUUCUUUCAUAUGACCCAUGCUCCCCCUUGGUUCUUCAGAAAGAAAUUUCGAACCUUAAAAAUCAGAUUAAUGACCUCCAGGAAGCCAAUGAAAGUGCCAUUUUGGAGUUAGCAAAAGCUGAUGAGGAGAUUUCACAGCAAAGAAAGGACUUUUCAAAGCUUAAAGCAGAAUAUACUCAAAAACUAGAGGAGUCACAAGAAGAAAUAAAGAUUCUUACAGAGAAGAUCAAUCAGCCAUCAUCUAUAAUAUCUCAUCCUGAGAAUUACCAAGAAGGGCUCCAAAAGGAAAUAUCCCAACUCAGGAGUGAGUGUAGAAGAUUAAGGACACAAAGUCACCAGUUGUGUGAGGAAAACUACUUACUUAAAGAAGAUUUAUGGGAUCUUAAAAUGCGAAAUGAUUGUUUACUUGAAAGAAAACAUGUGUUGACACUUGAGAAUGACUGGAGUGAAAAAGAUAAUUUAAAUGCUCCAUUGAUGAAAACUAAUAUCUCACUUGAAUGGCAUACAAAAGACCAGAGUCUUUCCAGGAAUGAUGCUUUUAAAGUUGAUGGAACAUUUUCAAAAUGCAAAGCAGCCUUGAGGUCUAUGAACAUAAAAGAACCCUGGGAAAGUAAACAUGAGGAACGUUUUAAACAUAAUGCUUCGCCAUUUUCAAUGGACAGUGAAAGCACGGAGGUUUUGAUCAUGGCUUCUGAAGAUGGCUUUCAUAAACCUGCCCAAACACAUGUCCUUGGUGAAGACACACAUGAGCCAAGUGAUGAAGCCUUGUGUUCUGUAAACCAGAGCAGGAAUAUUCAUCCAAUCUCUCCACAGACUAAAAAAACAUUUGAUACACCUACUGUCAAAAUAUCCUCUAUCACAAGACCGUAUUUACCUGUAUUACCACGUCGCCCAUUUGCUCCAAAAAAAGUUGCUGACCUCAAUCUUGGAGAUCUGAUAAAAUUUUCACGUCCAGGUGGCAAAAUAAGUAAAGGCACCAUCCAAUAUAAGGGUCUUCUGCCAGGAAGAGAAGAGAUGUAUCUGGGAGUUGAGCUAGAAGGGGAUGUGCUUGGAAAACAUGAUGGAAUGUUUCAGGGAGCACGAUAUUUCCUUUGCAAACCAAAUAAAGGAGUAUUUGUCAAUUUUAGCAAAGUUAUCAUGGCCUGGAAUUAAAUAAUGAAGACAAUUGCAAUGCAGACAAUGCAAGCAAACAUGAUGCAAAACCCAGCAAAAUGUGUAAAGUCUGUGUGACUAUUAUUUAUUGUGAUCUUUAUAAAUGUUCUGUAUCUAUAUUGAGGUUUGUCUGUUCUAGUGCUAUACCCCUGAUAUUCCAUAAAUGUCUAAUAGAUAGGGGUCCCAUCUCCGGAACCUGCACAUAUUUUGAGAACAAGGGCUCCCGAGCUCCGCUGGGCUUGUUUGUGGCAGCCAAAUAAUCAAGAAGGCUGCUUUGUGCAAUUUACAUACCUACCAUUGAGGUUAAUGGGAGUUGCAUAAACAGCGUAGCAUCAUCAUGAGCUACGCUAUUUCCAUAACUCUGGAAGUAUGUUUUUUUUUCUUCUGCAGUUUUGUUGUACAUUUUAAAACCUGCACAUUCAAUUUUGUUUAUGGUAGUCUUGUUGUACAUAAUAAAACCAGCACAUCCAACCUUUUUCCAUUUAAGAAUUAUAGAGGCCACUGUGCUCUUGGCAAUAACAUUUUUGUACCCUUAUUGAGAUCUGUGCCUUCAAACAAUUCUGUCUCUGAGCUCUACAGACAGUUCAUUCCUCUUCAUGGCUUAGUUUUUGCUCUGAUAUGCAUUGCCAGCUGUGAGACCUGAUAUAGAGAGCGUUGUUUCCUUCCAAACUAUAUUUAUUCAACUGAAGAGGAAUUGGAGGCUCCCAGAGAAAAACUGGCAUACAUUUUCAUUGUAAAGUGCCAUAGCAAAGGGUCUGUAUACUUAUAUCCAUGCAUAAUUUUUUUUUUUUAUUCUUCAUUUUUUUUUUACCUUUUAUUGAACCAUUCCCCAAACAUAAUCAUUUCAAAACUUUGAGUUUAUUACAACUGAAAGCAAAACAUCGAAAAGUUUUAACCUUUCUGCUGUAGAGAAUAAACGGGAUUCAGUUCUCAGCGCAAAGAAGAUUUGGCAUAUGACAUGGUGACCUUCGGCAAGAAUGAAUCGCUCUCUGUACAGUCUUGUAGUAAAAUACACAUAGUCUAAGGCUAGGUUCAGACUACGUAAUUUCCACCUGCAAUUCCGCUUUGAAAUUACAGGCGGAAAUUCCUCUUGCUAAAAUAUAUAGUAUAGUGAAUGGGGUUCCGUUCACAAAUUCACACCUCGGAAUUUGUGAAGCAGAGUUUGUGAAUGGAAAAUCCGCUUGGAAAUUUCCGCCUGAAGAAUGGCGUUGCUCUUUCUUCAGGGGGAAAUCCGCGCGGAACACAUUGCAGUCUAUUGGAGACUGCAGUGUCUGCGCGGCCCUAGCGCCGACUGAUUCAGUCAGCGCUGGCCGCACUCGGAAUCUCCGGGCGGAAAUUUUCUGCCCGGAGAUUCUGUAGUCUGAACCUAGCCUCAGGGUCUAUUCACUCGGCAGAAUCUCCGCCUGCAGAACUCUGCCUCAAAACAAAGCCCACAGACCUCUACUAUAAUUUUAGUUUUUAAUUUUAAAUACAUUUGAAAGAAAAUCUAAAAUUCUAUUUUCAUAUUACCAUUAUGGGAUACUGAGUGCAGAAUAUUUUUUUUUUUAUUAUUAAUUCAUUUUAGGACCAGGCUGGGACAUAAAAUAUGAAAAAGAUAAAGGGUCUGAAACUUUCCAAAUACAUUCUACGUUGGCUCAAAAGCUGUACUAUAUAAGAUAUGGUGAGAAACCUUGUUGUGACUGUUUUAAUGAAAUUUUGUCCUUUUUUCUAAACAAAAAAAACCCAAAUACGAACAGAAAAACACUACUAAGGAGCAGUUCAGAUAU